AUGUACGGCAUGACGAAAUGCUGUGUGCAUUUAUGCCCCGCCGGGACACCUGAUGGGUGGUUCUGCGAGGAGUGUGGGAAUCUGAGGCACGAGGAAUGUUUACAUCCGACCGCUCGUGAAGAGGCGUGGAUGUUUGGCUUUACAUGUGAACCGUGCCGAAUGAAGCUGUACUGUGUGGACGCCGACACGUUGCCAUUGCGUGAGACGACAGUUCAACAGACGCAGCCACACCAGACGCCGCCGCAACUGACGCAAACACACCAGACGCCACCGCAACUGAUGCAACCACACCAGAUGCCGCCGCAACUGACGCAACCGCACCAGACCCCGCCGCAACAGAUGCAGCCGCAACAGACGCAGCCACAACAGACGCAACCAUGCCAGACACCGCCGCAACUUACACCACCACACCAGACGCCGCCGCAACAGAUGCCGCCGCAACAGACGCCGCCAAAACAGACGCCAACACACCAGAUGCCGCUGCACCAGACGCAGCCGCAACCGACGCUACCACUCCAGACGCCGCCUCCGACGUCGCCGCCCCCAGCUGACCAGUGGAUUGCUGGUGCGACGUCGGGCAACAUCGUCAGCGAGACAACACACUGCGAGACUGCCGAUGCAAACCGGCCGUGCUGCCACGUCCACCAGAGGACAAAACAACACAAUAUCACCUGGAGGAACUACCCCGACAACGCCGCCCACAGGUGCUGA
Messenger RNA from Bacillus rossius redtenbacheri, 711 nucleotides. Its product is annotated as POU domain, class 6, transcription factor 2-like. Lineage: Eukaryota; Metazoa; Arthropoda; Insecta; Phasmatodea; Bacillidae. The transcript is spliced from 2 exons. The record is from RefSeq and is a predicted model, not a curated record. Bases 1 to 711 code for a protein of 236 amino acids.